Molecule: messenger RNA, 2447 nt
Organism: Mobula hypostoma (lesser devil ray)
Lineage: Eukaryota; Metazoa; Chordata; Chondrichthyes; Myliobatiformes; Myliobatidae
Product: protein regulator of cytokinesis 1-like
Exons: 14
Coding region: 76-1794 (572 amino acids)
Biological process (GO): microtubule cytoskeleton organization; mitotic spindle midzone assembly
Cellular component (GO): spindle; cytoplasm; mitotic spindle midzone
Molecular function (GO): microtubule binding
Source: RefSeq, a predicted model, not a curated record
UUCAAAUUUGAGUUGUUUCCACGGUCGCCCUUUAACGGUGUAAAUCUCCUUUUGCUCCAGUUUAUCGAUUGCACCAUGACCCGAGAGAGUGAAGCUGUGGCCUCGUCUAUAAUCCAUUUGCUGAACAUUAAAUUGGCAGCGCUCCAGGAUGUCUGGGAUGAGAUUGGCAUUCUGGAAGACAAGCGGAUUCAGCGGAUAUCAUCUGUAAAGAUGCACAUAGAGCGACUUCUAGAUCAAAUGAUUCAUGAGGAGGGACUUUUGAAAGAGCAGUUAAAGGAAGCUAUUCAGAAUUGGCGGGAGAAGCUGCAAGCUUUAUGUUCUGAACUUCAUUUGGAUCCUUAUGAGGCUGAUGAAAAUUCUACUCCACUUCAACUGGAAAAAGAACUCAGAGAUAAAGUGGAUGCUUUACUUAAAGAGAAAGAUGUUCGAAUGAAAGAGUGUGAAAUGCUUCUAAAAGAAGAUCAAGCUUUGUGUACAGACCUCUGCAAGACUCCUUACUAUAUUCCUACUGGCAAAGUUCCUUCCCUCAAAGAACUUGAGGAGCUUAAAAAUCACAUCUUGAGUACAGCCAAAGAAAAGGAACACCGUUUAGCUACCUUUCUGGGACUACGAUGUGAGAUCACAGAUCUUAUGGCAGAUAUUGAUCACAUUCCUGAUACUACAUUUGAAAAGGAUGCAGUUCUAGAACAGGAGGAUCUUUUUUUCCUCUCUGAUGAAAAUAUUAAGUCAUUAGAGGUACUACGUAAACAGUUGUUGAUGCGAAAACAAGAGAUGAUAACCACACAGGAGUCUCUGAAAGAACAGAUUUGUUCUUUGUGGAAUACAUUGCAGAUUCCUAUAGAGCAGCAAAGCAUGGAUACAACAGGCUCCAUACCUGAAGUCAAUGCAACAUUGCAGCAGACCCUUGAGCAACUUCAACAAAUGAAGAUUAAGAAUCUCAAACAAGUCAUUACUGGGCUUCGAGAGAAGCUACACACCUACUGGGAUAAAUGUCUCUACAGCCAGAAACAAAGAGAAGAACUUGAUUUCCUGCAGAGUGACAAUUUCACAGAAGAAUUGCUACAAGUGCAUGAUGAGGAGUUGGUAAAGAUCACCCUUUACUAUGAAAAGUACCAAGAAUUGUUUGAUAACAUUGAAAAAUGGCAACAUUGGUGGAAGUUGUUUCUACAAUUUGAGAAGAGGGCAUCAGAUCCAAGCAGAUAUGCUAAUAGAGGUGGGACUCUACUGAAAGAGGAGAAAGAGCGUAAUCAACUCCAGAAGAAACUACCAAAGCUGGAAGAGGAACUGAAAUUAAAUAUCGAAAAAUGGGAAACUGAGCAGGGACGUCCCUUCCUGGUUAAUGGUCAAAAUUUUUUAACUUGUAUUGCAAAUCAAUGGGAACAGCAUAGAAUUAAGAAGGAACAAGAAAAACAAAGGUGUAUAAAGAAGGACGAAGGGCUUGCCUGUAAAACUCCUUUAAAACGGCUAUUGGGUCCAUCAAAUACACCACAGAGCAAAUUCAGAAAGUUAAAUGUGACUUCAGCUAUUAUGAAUAAUGGAAGCACUUGUAACCAAGCAACAAAACCACCACUUUCAGCACGAAAGACUCCAAAUGCAAGCAAGUUGCCAGAACUGUUGCAAAGAUCAUCUCCGCAAGACAAAAAAAUGAUAAAUCCAUCAACUCCCAAUAUGGCACGGCAGCCUGGUACAUUUAGUGCACUGGUUACCAGCUAUUCAGAAUUUUCGCGCAACUUUUCUAGAAAAUCUAAUAAUGUCAAUGGACAGCUCAAUUCCACAACUCUUGGAAGUCCGUGAGUGAUCUUAGAUGCCUACUAGUUCAGGUGAAAUGGAUCCUGAUGUUUUGGAAAUUCAAAUGUCAGAUUUGUUUGAAGUUCAUAGUUAUGGUUAAAGACAUGAUUACUGGAUUUCAAUUUUGAAUGCUGCGAUGCUGUGGCUGUUACAGUGUGCUGAUCAGUUUUGACUAUUUCUGUGCAUCUGCGUGGGACUAUUUAUUUGUCGUUUUGCUUGUAUCUACCUCCCACUUUGAAUAGAACAUGUACUAUUUCACUCAUUUCAUUUGUAAACUAACUGACCUACUCUUUCAAAAAGGCAAUUCAAAGCGGCCAAAACUACCUUUUUGUGAAAGUUUCACAGCUUUUCUAAGUUUCAUUGAAAAUAUGUGCUUGUGUUUUUUUUUAAAUAAAGAGUUGGGUUUUUUGUGGGGAAAGGGGUUGUAUCAUUUUUACAGAUGCUAAUACUGGGAAUAAGAUAGCUAAAUUGAAAUGCUGGAGUAUUUACCUUCAUUACCUUAGUAAAAUCAAUCCUACCUUGAAAAUAACUACUAUUAUGUAAGGUGCCUUUUUUCAAAAAAGAAAGCUACUUACUUCCUCUUAGUGUAUUUAUGAAUUGAUUACAAGUAAUUAGGUCAUCAAAUGUGGUUAUGCAAUAAAAUAUUGAGCUGCUUUGUG